AUAAACAAGGGCAUAAAUAUGCUGCCGACUAAAGACAUAAGUAGCUGAUAUAUACUAGAUACAGUAAAGACAAAACCAUGCUAUAAUCCAAAUGGAAAGAUUCUAUUGUAUAGAUUGGUAGAGAAAAGGCAUAAUUAAGCUGCUGUGAUUUGAAAUCCCUUAAUAACUUUGUCUUAUAUAUGAUGAUAGUUCCAUUUACCUUUCUAAGAACACCACUACUAGAAUUUUCCCCAAAAGUCUUCACUUCUUCUUGUACUCUCCAAGAUCAAACAAAUUAACAUAUUUAUUAACUUUAUCAAAAUCUUAAGUAUCUCAUCCCAAUACCCAAAACACACCAUGAUAAUCAAAGAAAAUUACAACUCUACAAGUCUCUUCUUCACUCUAUCAGCCAUCUUAGUUCUAAUUUGGUAUGCACGGAAGUACAUCAAAGCCAAGAACCUCAACCCCUCACCUUUGCCACCAGGCCCACGAGGCUUACCAAUGGUGGGCAACCUUCUGAGCCUCGAACCAGAGCUCCACUCCUACUUCGCCAGCCUCUCACAGACCUACGGUCCAAUCCUAAAGCUCCGCCUAGGUAGCAAACUCAAGAUCAUCGUCACCUCUCCUAGUUUGGCCCGCGAAGUGCUCAAAGAGAAUGAUAUCGUUUUCGCCAACCGGGACGUGCCCAACGUAACCCGAAGCUCGGCCUACGGCGUGACCGACAUUGUGUGGACAUCAUACGGCCCGGAAUGGCGGAUGUUGAGAAAAGUCUGCGUCUUAAAGAUGCUUAGCAACGCCACGUUGGACUCAGUUUACUCUCUUCGCCGCCGGGCUGUCCGGAGAGGCGUGAGUCAGUUGUACAAUCGUGUUGAGUCGCCCGUUGACGUGGGUGAACAUGUUUUCUUUAGCAUACUUAACUUGAUAAUGAACAUGCUUUGGGGUGGCACGGUGGAUGGUGACGAAGGGGCCAGUGUUGGUGCGGAGUUUAGGGAGAUUGUCUCCGGAAUUACUGAGCUUCUGUCCAAACCCAACAUCUCGGACUUCUUUCCGGGACUGGCCUGGUUUGACUUUCAGGGGAUAUCUAAGAGGAAUCUUGAGUUGACCCGAAGUUUUGAUAAGAUUUUUGAUAGGAUGAUUAGUAUAAGGAUGAAUAUUGAGAAAGAUGGUGGGAAUGGAAGAAAUGAUUUCUUGCAGUUUUUGCUGAGAUUGAAAGAUGAAGAAGAUUCCAAGACUCCCUUGACCAUAACCCAUGUCAAAUCUUUGCUCUUGGAUAUGGUAGUUGGGGGGACUGAUACAUCAUCCAAUGCAAUUGAGUUUGCCAUGGCAGAGAUCAUGAACGAACCAGAAAUUAUGAAGAAAGCCCAGAAAGAGUUAGAAGCCGUAGUUGGAAAAGACAACAUAGUAGAGGAAUCCCACCUUUCGAAAUUACCAUAUUUACAAGCUGUGAUGAAAGAAACCCUACGCUUGCACCCAACUUUGCCACUUUUAGUGCCACAUUCCCCAAGUGAAACAUGCGUUGUGGGAGGGUACUCGGUUCCCAAAGGGUGUGGAGUUAUUGUCAAUGUAUGGGCUAUUCAUAGAGACCCUUCUAACUGGGAAAAUCCAUUGAAGUUUGAGCCAGAGAGAUUCUUAAAGGACAGUCCUAAGUGGGACUUCACUGGAAGUGACUUGAAGUAUUUCCCAUUUGGGUCUGGCAGAAGAAAUUGCGCAGGAAUAGCUAUGGCUGAGAGGAUGGUGAUGUAUUCUCUGGCUACCCUUUUGCAUUCUUUUGAUUGGGAAGUCCCUCAUGGUCAAAAGUUGGAUCUUUCGGAGAGAUUUGGUAUUGUCAUGAAGAAGAAGAUACCACUUGUUGCUAUUCCUACUCCAAGAUUAUCUGAUCCAGCCCUUUAUGAGUAGUGCUCUUUAUCUCUCUCAUAUAUAUAUAUGUACAUGUAUAUAUAUAUAUAUAGAUGUAUUUCUUCAAUGUGCAAUAAAUACAGAAGUUGCUUUUUAUGAUCAGUAUUAUGUAUUAUUUUUAUGCACAAAGAUAUGUUGGGAUAUAUAUGUAUGUGUAUAUAUCAUGCCUAUUGCAGCAUUUAUAUACAUGCAUGUAAAUAUUACCUAUACAUUGCAAAGUGCAUUUCACUAAAACAUGCUAGGAGAUUUCAAAGACAGAUGGCUUCAAUGUCAUGUAAAUAUUUGAGUAAAAUACAUAAAACAUUGAGUGUCGUAAUUGUUGUCCUCAAUAAUAUCAUAAUUGUUAAUCACUCA
Molecule: messenger RNA, 2229 nt
Organism: Humulus lupulus (European hop)
Lineage: Eukaryota; Viridiplantae; Streptophyta; Magnoliopsida; Rosales; Cannabaceae
Product: flavonoid 3'-monooxygenase CYP75B137-like
Exons: 2
Coding region: 337-1875 (512 amino acids)
Molecular function (GO): heme binding; monooxygenase activity; oxidoreductase activity, acting on paired donors, with incorporation or reduction of molecular oxygen
Source: RefSeq, a predicted model, not a curated record